AUGAAAGGCAGAAUAGAGGUCGUCGUCCCAUUGUCUCAAAGAGACUUUGAUGACUGUAGAGAAAAAAGAGCCAGGCCAGUAUACAACCUUUUUAAAGAAAGGAUCUACAAAGGACAUUGCUUCCGAAUCAACCACUUCCCUGAAGACAACGACUAUGACCAUGACAGCUCGGAGUACCUUCUCCGCAUUGUCCGUGCCUCCAGCGUGUUUCCCAUCCUAAGCACUGUAUUACUACUGCUGGGAGGACUCUGUGUUGGAGCAGGAAGGAUUUACAGCAGCAAAAACAACAUUAUUCUCAGUGCUGGGAUUCUUUUUGUUGCAGCAGGAUUAAGUAAUAUCAUAGGAAUCAUUGUCUACAUAUCAAGCAAUGCUGGUGACCCAAGUGACAAGCGAGACGAGGACAAAAAGAACCAUUACAGCUAUGGCUGGUCUUUUUAUUUUGGAGCUUUGUCUUUUAUUGUGGCUGAAACCAUAGGAGUGCUGGCUGUGAACAUUUACAUUGAGAAAAAUAAAGAGCUGAGGUUUAAGACCAGGAGGGAAUUCCUUAAGACUUCUUCUUCUCCUUAUGCCAGGAUGCCAAGCUAUAGGUACAGGAGGAGGAGGUCCAGAUCAAGUUCUAGAUCGACAGAGCCUUCUCCGUCUAGGGACGUUUCCCCAGUUGGCAUGAAGAUUUCAAGCUCCAUCCCCAUGAAUGAAAUUUCCAUGUACACUUUAUCCAGAGAGCCCCUGAAGGUUACAACUGCAGCCAGUUACAAUGCAGAACAAGAAGCCAGUUUUCUGCAGGUCCACAACUUCCUUCAGAAGGAAUUUAAAGAAGGACUACAUGUCAGCAUGGUCAACAGAAGAACAACACCUGUUUGA
This is a messenger RNA of Alligator sinensis (Chinese alligator), 861 nucleotides long. It is a transcript of the gene CACNG4, whose product is annotated as calcium voltage-gated channel auxiliary subunit gamma 4. Gene Ontology annotation, biological process: positive regulation of synaptic transmission, glutamatergic; calcium ion transmembrane transport; transmission of nerve impulse. The record is from RefSeq and is a predicted model, not a curated record. Gene Ontology annotation, cellular component: postsynaptic density membrane; AMPA glutamate receptor complex; voltage-gated calcium channel complex. The transcript is spliced from 4 exons. Gene Ontology annotation, molecular function: channel regulator activity; voltage-gated calcium channel activity. Bases 1 to 861 code for a protein of 286 amino acids. NCBI's taxonomy places the organism in Eukaryota, Metazoa, Chordata, Crocodylia, Alligatoridae.